ACAUGGCUGAGCCACUUGUUGGCUUGCCCGCCUGGGCAGCUGCGUUCCUUUUCUUUUACGCUACCGUGUCCGGAUCCACUGGCCCUUGGAGCAGGGAAAAUCCGGGGCCGUCGCGGAUCCCUUCCCAGUUCAGCGAGGAGGAGCGCGUCGCUAUGAAAGAGGCGCUGAAAGGUGCCAUCCAGAUUCCCACAGUGUCUUUCAGCCAUGAGGAAUCCAACACCACAGCCCUUGCUGAGUUUGGAGAAUAUAUCCGCAAAGCCUUUCCUAGAGUGUUCCACAGCAGCCUUGUCCAACAUGAAGUCGUGGGAAAGUAUAGCUACCUGUUCGCCGUCCAAGGCUCAGACCCCAGUUUGCAGCCCUACAUGCUGAUGGCACACUUUGAUGUGGUUCCUGCUUCUGAAGAAGGAUGGGAGGUGCCCCCAUUCUCAGGCCUGGAGCGCAAUGGCUUCAUCCAUGGCCGAGGCACACUGGACAACAAAAACUCUGUGAUGGCGAUUCUGCAGGCUUUGGAGCUCCUGCUGAUUAGAAACUACAGCCCCAAAAGAUCUUUCUUCAUAGCUUUGGGCCAUGAUGAGGAGGUGUCUGGGACAAAGGGCGCUCAGCAGAUCUCAGCAAUCUUACAGGCAAGAGGUGUCCAGCUAGCCUUCCUUGUAGAUGAAGGGAGCUUUAUCUUGGAAGACUUCAUUCCGAACCUCAAGAAGCCGGUUGCCAUGAUUUCAGUCACCGAGAAGGGUGCCCUUGACCUCUUGCUGCAAGUAAACAUGACUCCAGGCCACUCUUCAGCUCCCCCAAAGGAGACAAGCAUUGGCAUCCUUUCUGCCGCUCUCAGCCGACUGGAGCAGACACCUAUGCCAAACAUGUUUGGAGGCGGGCCAUUGAAGAAGGCAUUGGAGCUACUGGCAGAUGAGUUUUCCUUCCCUACCAAUAUAGUCCUGAAAAACCUGUGGCUAUUUCGUCCCAUUGUGAGCAGGCUAAUGGAGAGGAAACCUGUAACAAAUGCGAUGGUCAGAACUACUGCAGCCCUCACCAUGUUCAAUGCAGGAGUCAAGGUGAAUGUUAUCCCUCCAUUGGCUCAGGCUACAAUCAACUUCCGAAUUCACCCUUCGCAGACAGUACAUGAGGUCCUAGAACUUGUCAAGAACAUUGUGGCUGAUGACCGAGUCCAGUUGCGUGUGUUGAGAUCCUUUGAGCCGCUGCCCGUCAGCCCUUCUGAUGACCAGGCCAUGGGCUACCAGCUGCUUCAACAGACCAUACAAUCUGUCUUCCCGGAAGUCAAUCUCGUUGUCCCCGGUAUCUGUAUUGCCAAUACGGACACCCGACACUAUACCAAAAUAACCAAUGGCAUGUACCGGUUCAACCCUGUUCCCCUACAGCCUCAGGACUUCAGUAGUAUCCAUGGACUCAAUGAGAAAAUUUCCAUUCAGAACUACCAGAACCAGGUGAAGUUCAUCUUUGAGUUUAUCCAAAAUGCGGACACCUAUAGCAAGCCAAUUCCUCAUCUGCAUGAACUAUGAGGGAAUGAGGUCUCAGGAGGAAAGGAAGAUCAACAGAAUCUGGCCCGUUGUCCUCCUCACAUGUGCGUUCUGAGUGGCAUCUACUGCCUGUCCUGCCCGUUGGCCUGUCUCAUGCUGGAAAUUAACUGUUCUACUUUACCUGCCUAUCUUAACAAGUACAGAUUUUGGGAAAACAUCAAGCAGGUUUUAAUCCAGAUAGAGUAUUGACUUCAGGUACUUGAGCUGGACUGUCUUCUAGAAUUUCCUUUCUCCCGUCUGACUUGUGAGCUGCCCCUUGGCCUCUCUCUUCCUGCCUCUGCUUCCGUUCUCCAAUCUCCAGUUCAUUUCACAUCUGGAGUUAAGCCCCCGGUGAUCACAGUCAAAUAAAGGGGUCUGUCUGUGUAGUGAACAUCAGCUGGUCUCUGACAGGUGAGCUUGAGGUGGAGACUUUGAGAGAAUCCCAGAACUCAACUCCUGGUUCCAGAGGCUUGGGCUGUUGGGAUUUUGUUCCCCUUCCCUGCCCUGUUCCUGCCACCUGCUGUUGUGACCCCACCCCAGGAAGCACUAAUCUACGAAAGCAUUUCCCUGGCACAGUGUAUGGGCUGAGCUCCCAAGAGAGGAACACUCAAGAUCCAGCUUCUCAGUGACGCCCAGAACCAGCAGCACCCUGGCCCUGGCAUGUCCCAUUUCAGAAUGAUCAAGGGGAAGUGGAGGGCAAGGAAAGGGGUGGCUAGAGGGUUCUUCCCUGGGCAAGAGAAGCAAGGAGAGGUAGCAUUAGAGUAUAGCAGAACUCUUGUCUUCUUGCUGGACUUCAACCCUAGGCAUCUUUGAAUGUGCCCAGUAGCUGCCAGGUGGGGGGCAUUGGAAAGCAGCAUUUCUUGGCUCAAGGCCAGCAUCUCUGCUUUGUGGAUCACAAGGGAGUGAAGGUCACAAAGGGAGACACAGAAAUGGAGCUUGGAAGGCUCCCUCUUUUCCCUUCUCCAGACUAGGACCUUCUGUGUCUCCCAGGGGUUUGAGGGCUCUAGGUUUGCUUGCCACCCCUCCUCCUCAGAAAUAAAUCCCCAUUCUCCCUGGCUGCUAAGUCCUUACCUUCCUCCCAGGAAGUGAACUGUUCUUUGAAGCUCUGGCUUAAUUGUUAGCAUUAGAAACAGUGUGGGGACUAUUCAGCUUUUUAGCUACUCCUGCUAAGAUUCACAUUCCUUCCCUCACUCUCCCUCUUGGGCCAAUUUAGUACUUACUCAGCCUUUGUUGGAGGCCAAGCUUAAGAACAACAAUAAUCCUUCACUUUUGUGCAGAGCCCUAUGAGAUGGUCUUACAGAUGCCUGAUCUCAGCCCUGUGAGCACACUAUCAUCACUCCUUCCUUCAGAGACUGGCUCCAUUCUGAGUGGGUUACACAGCUAGCUGGAAACACUUGUUCAAACCCUCAUUACCUUGCUCUCAGACUCACCAGUAUUCUCUGAUUCUGCAUCACCUACUCCCCACUGAUUUAUUAUUGAAUUCCCAUAACUAUUGUGGCAUGAGUGUAUACCCCCACAUUUGUUAUGUUGUAAACUUAAUCAUAUGAGGAAAGUAUUCACAGGGAGGGAACAUAGCCAACUGGAGCUCGCCUUUGUAGAAUUAUUAGGACUAGACAAGGCCGCGUGGCUGAGCUCCAUCCUUGACUUAUUAAUGGCUUUUUAAGAAGAGUGUUUGAGAGAAUAGACACAUUUAAUCUGACUUGGACAAGGCACCAUGAAUACAUGUGUCAAAAUAUCACAGUACUCCACUAAGUUGGGGGAAAAAAAGAGCAGAAGGUAGACAGGUUCAUACAUGUAUUCCCUGUGUCUUGCCAUGUGAAGUCCUAUGCCAUCUCUUGCACAAGGAGACCUCUAUCCAUCAGAGGGCAAACCAGUGUUCCCCCACAUAAUUUUAAUACUCCAGAGCUGUGAGCCAAAAUAAACCUCCUUUCUAACUCAA
Grammomys surdaster is the source of this 3450-nucleotide messenger RNA. RefSeq names its product peptidase M20 domain containing 1 (gene Pm20d1). The record is from RefSeq and is a predicted model, not a curated record. The transcript is spliced from 14 exons. The coding region runs from base 3 to 1514 and encodes 503 amino acids. Gene Ontology annotation, molecular function: hydrolase activity, acting on carbon-nitrogen (but not peptide) bonds, in linear amides. NCBI's taxonomy places the organism in Eukaryota, Metazoa, Chordata, Mammalia, Rodentia, Muridae. Gene Ontology annotation, biological process: amino acid metabolic process.